Molecule: messenger RNA, 1041 nt
Organism: Zychaea mexicana
Lineage: Eukaryota; Fungi; Mucoromycota; Mucoromycetes; Mucorales; Lichtheimiaceae
Product: Alpha/Beta hydrolase protein
Exons: 2
Coding region: 1-1041 (346 amino acids)
Source: RefSeq, a predicted model, not a curated record
AUGUUUGAAGAGCUGGCACUGCGACACUCCAUACGAAUGAUAUGGCCUGAACGUCCAGGAUAUGGUUUGAGCGAAGAAUGCACAGCACAAGAAAUGAGUGCUUUGGAUUGGGCAGAGGUGGUGGUUCAACUUGCCGAUCAUCUGGGGAUUCGCCGGUUUAGCAUCAUCGCACAGUCAGUAGGAACUGUAUUUGCUAUGGCGAUCUCGCACAAAUACCCAGGCCGUGUUCUGGGUCCACUGUUUCUGAUAUCACCUUGGGUAUCUACCCAGGCAGCUAACACGUUCAAGUGGUCGCGGAGGCUUCCUGCACCCCUUGUCACACGCACAGUAUCGCUUGCAAUGGAUGUAAUGUGGAUGUUAAACAAAGGAACUGCCAUCAGUACAGGCGGUGGUAGCGGAACGCCGUCAGCAUCAACACCAGCGACUUCGUCAAGCGACGAAGAUGGCAGCGUCUUGUCCGAUCCAUCACCACGAACGAGCGAAACGACGAGUCCUCAACAACGAACCUUCACUAAUAUCAACAGCGUUGUCAAUGCCAACCCCAGUAACAAUACCGUGGAUCUUACCGGCAUGACACUGCAGGAAGAAGACGAACUGUUAGCAUCGCUGGAUGAAGAAGACUUUGACCUUCCAACAGAUUUCCCUCCGCAUCGACCUUUACGACACGCCGUACGUCCUCGACACAUAUCUCUGUACUUUGCCAUGAAUAAGCUACGCAUGUCCGAACCAUACACGCAGGGCCAGGUGUUGGAUGUCCUUAUUGCCUUGGAAAAGUACCACAACUUUGGUUUCAGCUAUUCAGAGAUAAAAACGGCGGUUACUGCAGUAUGGGGAGACAAGGAUGGAUUGAUACCGUUGAAAGCAAUCGACGUGCUGGCCAACGGGUUACGCGAUGUGCGGUUCAAGAUCCUGGACGGCGAGGGCCAUGAUCUUGUCUGGAAAGAAGGCGUCAUGGAAUGGGCUAUUAGAGGCAUAGCAGAACGAUGGCGCGUCCGAAAUCAACGAUUAACACUGAUGAGCAAACUCCAAACCAACUCAUAA